This is a messenger RNA of Mytilus trossulus (common blue mussel), 609 nucleotides long. RefSeq names its product calmodulin-A-like. Gene Ontology annotation, molecular function: calcium ion binding. Gene Ontology annotation, cellular component: myosin II complex. NCBI's taxonomy places the organism in Eukaryota, Metazoa, Mollusca, Bivalvia, Mytilida, Mytilidae. Bases 1 to 459 code for a protein of 152 amino acids. The record is from RefSeq and is a predicted model, not a curated record. The transcript has 5 exons.
AUGAGUUUGAUUGACAAAUUAACAGUGGAGCAAAUAAAAGAAUGUAAGGCAGCUUUCCGUCUGUUUGAUAAAGAUGGUGACGGUACUAUUACAACACAUGAGAUAGGGGUUGUCAUGAGAUCAUUAGGGAAACAUCCAACAGAUGAAGAACUGAAAAAAAUUGUAGAUGAGAUAGAUAUAGAUGGAGAUGGAACAGCGACUUUUGAGGAAUUUUUGGUUAUAAUGACAAAACAGUUAUGCUCGAAGGAAACUGCUACAGAUAUUCGAGAGGCCUUUAGGGUUUUCGAUAAAGAAGGAAAGGGUUAUCUCACAGUAUCAGAGUUUCAGCACAUCAUGGGAAAUCUUGGAGAGAAAAUGACCUGGGAAGAAACGGAGGAGAUGGUAGAACUGGUUGACGGGGAUGGUGAUGGCAAAAUCUCUUGUGACGAUUUCCUAAGAAUAGUUACUUCGACAGAGUAAAGCUGAUUUUCCUCAAUUGAUUGGUUGCGCAAAUAAUUAGCUUGAGUAUGGUGUAGCAAUAUUUCUUGAUUAUAAUGGAAUAAAAAAGAGGUCAACGCACGCUGACAGUUUCAAAAGUCUUUCAAUGAAAUUGGAAUAAAACGAAUUUCG